Messenger RNA from Miscanthus lutarioriparius, 594 nucleotides. The record is from the annotation of a GenBank genome assembly. Lineage: Eukaryota; Viridiplantae; Streptophyta; Magnoliopsida; Poales; Poaceae.
AUGGCCCGCCUCCUCACGCAAACCCUGACCCUAGCCCGCCCCGCUUCCUCCCCCUCCACCACCGCCGCAUCCGCCUCCCUCCGUGGCCUCUCCACCAAGGUCGAGAUCAUCGAGAUCGACCUCACCGAGGAAGACGCUAGCUCCUCGGCCCACGGCUCCUCCCCCUCGUCCCCGUCGCUCGAGGUGGUCGGGAUCCGGCGCCUGGAGGAGGCCAUCCACGGCGUCAUGGUGCGCCGCGCCGCGCCCGACUGGCUCCCCUUCGUGCCGGGAGGGUCCUUCUGGGUGCCCCCGCUGCGGCGCCCGCACGGGGUCGCGGAGCUCGUAGGCCGGAUCGCGGCCGCCGGGGGCGCUGACGGGGUUGCCGAGCUCGUGGGUGGUAUCGCGACCGCCGAGGGCACCGAGGGGGUCGCCGGGGCCGUUGGCGGUGCGGUCGAAGUCGUGGAGCUCGACGCGCCCAUGACGGAGGAGCAGGCGCUUUGCUUCUCCACCACACGCGGCUGGCCCUCGGCCUCUUUCUUCGUCGAAGGGAAAUCUCCACAUUCAAAGAGGAAAUCGAGGAAAGGUGCAACUCAAACUGAUGAUGAAGAAAGCUGA